Messenger RNA from Sabethes cyaneus, 1047 nucleotides. Its product is annotated as microfibril-associated glycoprotein 4-like. NCBI's taxonomy places the organism in Eukaryota, Metazoa, Arthropoda, Insecta, Diptera, Culicidae. The record is from RefSeq and is a predicted model, not a curated record. The transcript has 3 exons. The coding region runs from base 1 to 1047 and encodes 348 amino acids.
AUGUUGAUACUGUUGUUCAGUGCAAAGACUAUAGAAGUUACAACGAUAACAGUUCCUCCAGCAGUGGAAUCAAAGGACGGAAUCGGUUUCGAAGUUUUACUUGCCAAAUUAGACUAUCUGGAAUACAAGUUUAUGGAACUCGUGUACAACAUAAAAGAGCAAAACGAAUUGAUGGAACAAAACCAUGCUGAUCUCACGAAGGACAAUGCAGGAAUGACAUGGAUGGUGACGCGCUUGGAUGAGGCCUUAACACGGAAUUUUACAAAAAUGUUGAACCAAUCAUGGCAAAUUUUACAGCUGCAAAAAAGCUGCUCAAACCACGAAAGCUUGCGCAAGGAAAUUUUCAACUUAAAACCAAUAAAAGGACCCUCCGAUAAUGUACGAUUGCUGUUCGAUUUACACCAGUCUAAACUUCCAGGUCCAUACGAGUCCUGUUCAGCCGCGCCGACUAAGACAUCUGGUAAAUACUUACUUCAACCGUUUACGGAGGAUGAACCGUUUGUAGCCUAUUGUGAACAAACGAAAUUCGGUGGCGGCUGGCUGAUAAUUCAACGUAGAUACGAUGGUUCAGUGGAUUUUUUUCGUAACUGGACCGAUUACAAGAAUGGUUUCGGUGAAGUUGAUAAGGAAUUUUGGAUCGGUUUGGAAUUGUUGUACAAGUUGACUUCAUCGAAAACCUAUCAGUUAUUAGUAGAGUUGGAAGACUUCGAUGAGAACUACAAAUAUGCCAAGUUUUCCGAGUUCGAAGUUGGAAGCGAAGCAGAAAAAUACGUGCUGAAGAAAGUAGGCGCUUACUCAGGAACUGCGGGCGAUUCGCUUACUUACCACAAAGCCAUGAAAUUCAGUACGUUGGAUAGUGAUAACGAUCUGGAUUCUGAUAAUUGUGCCAAGACAUAUACUGGGGCUUGGUGGUAUAAAUCUUGUCACUACAGUAAUCUUAAUGGAAAGUUCAUGAACGCAGACGAUCCGAAAUCGAUUGCAUGGUAUCACAUUAACAAUUCCCAUCAAGGAUUAAAAUAUGCCCGAAUGUUGAUUCGUGAAGUUUAG